AUGGCGCCGAUUCCCAUUACCAUCAUCACCGGCUUCCUCGGUUCCGGCAAGACGACCCUCAUUCUCAACCUCAUCCCCCAGCUGCGGGCGACCAAUGCCGCCUACAAGCUCGCUCUGCUCAAGAACGAGUUCGGUGACGUCGCCGUCGAUUCCCAACUCGCCUCGAGCUCCUCCAUCGCCGGCGUCCAGGAGCUUCUCAACGGCUGCAUCUGCUGCAACCUCGUCGGCCAGCUCGGUAUCGCCCUGCGCGAGCUCGAGGCCACCGUCGAACCUGACCGAAUCGUCAUCGAGACGAGCGGCUCCGCCUUCCCCGCCACCCUCGCUCUCGAGGUCAACCGGAUCGCGCGUGAGACGGGUCGAUAUGUCCUCGACGGCGUCGUCAGCCUCAUCGACGUUGAGAACUGGGCCGGCUACGAGGACACGAGCUACACGGCCCGCAUCCAGGCGAGGUACACCGACCUCAUCGUAUUCAACAAAUGGGAGUUGGCUGGCGAGGACCGGUACGAGGAGUGCCUCGACAGGGUCGGUGACCUCGACGUCGAAGUCGCCACCGUCAAGACCGACAGGGGCUGGGUCGACAUGGCCGUCGUCUUCGGCGUGGACGGCGGCCUGGCCAAGGACCUGACCGAGGCCGAUUUCGAGGCUGGCCACCAUGGUGACGGCCAUCACCACCAGCAAGAAGUCGAGGUCUUGUCGCUCCGGCUCGAAGCGCCGGACCCCAGCGUCGCAGUCGCCGUCUCCGCCAAGAAGCUCCUUCUACUGCUCAACUCGGCCCCCAAAGACGAGGUCUAUCGCAUCAAAGCCGUCCUCUCUCUGUCAUCGCCGCCGAAGAAUUCCGACGCCGACGUGCCCCAACCCGAGCCGAGUGCCCGCGGGCGCUACAUUCUCAACGGUGCCUUUGGCCGCUGGACCUUUACUCCCAUGGUCGAGGCCCAGGAAGAAAAUGCGUCGAGCAGCAACGUGGCGCUGAGGAUGACCAUCAUCCUCGGCCGUGGCGAGAGCAAGAAGUGGAAGAAUAAGAUCGAGGCCGGCGGCCUCGUGGAAUUGGAAGGCGUCGACAAGGGCCGGCUGACAGUGAAUCGGAUUGAACAGAAUUGA
Molecule: messenger RNA, 1098 nt
Organism: Drechmeria coniospora
Lineage: Eukaryota; Fungi; Ascomycota; Sordariomycetes; Hypocreales; Ophiocordycipitaceae
Product: CobW/HypB/UreG, nucleotide-binding domain containing protein
Exons: 1
Coding region: 1-1098 (365 amino acids)
Cellular component (GO): cytoplasm
Source: RefSeq, a predicted model, not a curated record